AUGCGGAUAACGCUUUCGCUCGCGAACUUGCUGCUUGCAGCCAUGGUAUCAUGCCAGCACGACGGCAGCAACCGAGAGGCCGAUACUCCAGACGCCACAGCCACGCAGCCUUCAUUGACUACGCCACUCAGUUCAGCUUCACAGUCCCGCGUUGGUCGAAAUACCAAAGACAUCGCCAAGGCCUCUUCCCUAGUCAUUCCAGCACCAGUCCCGACAACUUUCAUCACAUCCAAGGAGCCCGCGCCGUCGGGAGCACUACUUGCCCCUCCAAAAGGACGGCGCCCCGCAAAUGGUCUCCCCUGGUAUACCGAAAAAGACAUCAAGAGCGUGAAUACGGUCUGGUGCGUCUCUAGAGGCCACUACGACGUCACCCACAGGCCCUUUCACGUCUGGGCCCUCGCCGGACAAAUCCACCCACGCCACAAACACAAAUUCACGUUCCCUACGCUCAUGAAAGAGGAAGAACCAGGAGGAGAAUACGAGAUCAUUCCCCGAACCUACCGCGUCACCGCCAAUAACUACCUGCCGGACGUCGUGGACGUUAAAGAUCUCCUCUGUAUGUAUAUCAGGGCGAGAAACUUUGGCGAGAUCCGGCCGGAUAUCGAGACUGGCACAAACGCCAUAUUAGCCAAGAUUGACGAUCACACAUUGUUGAAAAUCAUGCCCUACCCCACCGUUAUCAAGGUCGAGCCCCUUUUCAACAUACACGGCGAGCCUCAUCCAAACGAUUGGAAGAACCAGCAAGAUGAUAGGCCUCUGAGACCGGUGAAGCAGAGGCCCAUCCCCGUACCGACGUUGCUACCAUGA
Messenger RNA from Colletotrichum paranaense, 807 nucleotides. RefSeq lists its product as uncharacterized. Bases 1 to 807 code for a protein of 268 amino acids. The record is from RefSeq and is a predicted model, not a curated record. The transcript has a single exon. Lineage: Eukaryota; Fungi; Ascomycota; Sordariomycetes; Glomerellales; Glomerellaceae.